This is a messenger RNA of Ctenocephalides felis (cat flea), 796 nucleotides long. RefSeq names its product ubiquitin-conjugating enzyme E2 L3. Bases 240 to 710 code for a protein of 156 amino acids. The record is from RefSeq and is a predicted model, not a curated record. The transcript is spliced from 4 exons. NCBI's taxonomy places the organism in Eukaryota, Metazoa, Arthropoda, Insecta, Siphonaptera, Pulicidae.
UUAAAAUUUUUGUUUUAUAUGUAUGUGACCAGUUGACCACUGGCCAUCUGUCAAGCAAUCGUAUGUCGAGAGUUUGUCAGGCAAAAUUUUGUAACAUCGUAACUUUUUUGUUGGAAAAUUAUUUAUAUUUGAAAUAUGUGCUUUUUACGCAAUUAGUUUUUGAAAGAUUUUGUGCAUUUUUUGACAAUAUAAUUUGCCCGUAGAUAAAUCAUUACAAAGUAUUUGAAGGAAACUUCAAAAUGGCAGCAACGAGAAGAUUACAAAAGGAAUUGGGAGACAUUAGACAAUCAGGAUUAAAAUCAUUUCGCGAUAUACAAGUCGAUGAAUCGAAUAUACUAACAUGGCAAGGGUUAAUUGUUCCUGAAAAUCCACCUUAUAAUAAAGGAGCAUUCAGAAUUGAAAUCAACUUUCCAGCAGAAUAUCCGUUCAAACCACCAAAAAUUAGUUUCAAAACGAAGAUUUAUCAUCCAAAUAUAGAUGAAAAAGGCCAAGUCUGCCUUCCAAUAAUUAGCGCUGAAAAUUGGAAACCUGCAACAAAAACUGAUCAAGUGAUUCAAGCACUUAUAGCCCUUGUUAAUGACCCUGAACCAGAGCAUCCACUCCGUGCUGAUUUAGCAGAAGAAUUUUUAAGGGAUCGUAAGAAAUUUACCAAAAAUGCAGAAGAGUUUACCAAAAAGAAUUCUGAAAAGAGGCCCACUGGCUGUGACUAAUAUAUAAAUCCUAUAUUGCUUUGCUCACUAGGUUAUUAAGACAGUUACUUAAGCAAUCAGAAGCACAAACAUAAAAAAAGGUGUUU